AUGUUAAGUCUAAUUGGAAAACUUUUAUAUUAUGGAAAAAAGUUUAAACAAACUUAUAAUUAAUUGUUUAGUAAAAAGCUUUACAAAAUUUUAGCUAGGAAAAAUUACAACUUUAAUAGAAUCAAAAGAAUUUAUCAACAAUUAUAUAAAAAAUUCAAAGUUAAAGUCCAUAGCUUAAUAUAAAAAACCAUUAUAUGCUCAGCUUAGUAAGUGACUCAGCUACCAAUAGAUUUUAGGAUCAAAGUGUAGGCAUAGAAAAUCACAAAAGAUUUUAGUAAAUAGCUAAAAUAUAAACUAAUAUUGAGAAAAAUAGUGAAAUUUAAACAUUUUCUGAAAUAAAUCAAAAUUAAAUUGAAUCAAAGUAGAUUUCAAAUAUUGAAGAAUCUGGUAAUUUAUUUAAAGAUGAUUUAUAAAAAAUUCAAAGGUUUGAUUUGA
This is a messenger RNA of Tetrahymena thermophila SB210, 435 nucleotides long. RefSeq lists its product as hypothetical. The record is from RefSeq and is a predicted model, not a curated record. NCBI's taxonomy places the organism in Eukaryota, Ciliophora, Oligohymenophorea, Hymenostomatida, Tetrahymenidae. The transcript has 3 exons.